AUGAAAGAUGAAAUUGCCACAAAGAAAAAGCAGACGGGAAUCCGUGGGUUUUUUAAGAGGAAGUGGAAGAAAACAAAGCAAACCUUAAAACGCUGUUUUAAGAAUAAAGUGGAGCCAAUGCAGCCAAACACGAGUACCUCUAAUGAAGCUCUUUUUGAGCCUACAGAGGGAAAAGUAGAGUCUUACUAUAAGUUUGGCAAAUUGCUGGGAGAAGGAGGAUUUGGAUUGGUCUGUACUGGUAUCCGCAUUUCUGAUGGCCAAGAGGUUGCCAUAAAAAUCAUGUCCAGGCGGUUGAAUAGGCAGACCAUUGUUAUUCCGGGACAUUCCAAACCUUUGCCUGUAGAAGUGGCACUACUGAUUAAGAUGAAUGAACCUCCCAUAAGUCCAUAUGCCAUAAAAAUGUUGGAGUGGUUCAUAGACUCAAACGAAAUCAUCAUUAUUAUGGAGUACCCUCAACCCUGCCUAAGCUUGAACCACAUCAUCAAAUGCAAUCGUACACUGAGUGAAGAAACCGCUCGUGUAAUAAUGCGUCAAACAGUACAGGCAGUAAUAAACUGCUAUGACCACGAAGUCUUUCACAGCGACAUCCAUCCAGGCAACUUCCUAGUCAACACAAAGACGUUAGACACCAAGCUGAUUGACUUCGGUUGUGGUCAGCUAUAUACUUAUGGCGCCUACAAAAGUCACAAGUACAUUGGUGAGCUGGCAUUUUGUUUUCCAAUAGCACAAUGUGGAAAAAUCACUUUUACAGAUUUGCUCGACUCUGAAAAAUGCUUUGCUUACAGGGGUAAAAGAUUUCUUUCCACCGGAAGUCAGAAGGAACUCCAAGUUUCACGCCAUCCCAGCAAACGUCUGGUGUCUAGGAAUGGUCCUGUACGAAAUGAAUGUCGUAGUCUUAUAAGACAGUGUCUAGCACGUGAUCCAGCCGAACGACCCUCAUUACAGCAGAUCUUACAGCACAGAUGGUUUAAUCCAGAAUGA
This is a messenger RNA of Paramisgurnus dabryanus, 981 nucleotides long. The record is from RefSeq and is a predicted model, not a curated record. Lineage: Eukaryota; Metazoa; Chordata; Actinopteri; Cypriniformes; Cobitidae.